AGAGACAUUUCCGAAAUCUUCCUGCGGCACCUGAAUGCAACGCCGAACAGCAGUUAGCUUGAUGCUAGUGCUGCUCGCUCAGUGCUGUAUUUUUAGCACACUAGCUAAGUCUAAAGUUUAAAGGAAGAAGAUAGGAAAUAAAAUCCUAUAACAGCUUAAAGACUACAUGAGGAGACUUUUUAGCAUUUACUUUUAAACGAGGAGAAGCCAUGUUUCGCUGUAAGACUGCUUGGUUUUCCAACAGCGUACCAGAAGAUCAUCUUGACUUUUGGAUGCAGGAAGGUGGGAGCAUUACUGGUUGGAGAGAGGCAGAUUACCUCUUCAGUGCAGAUGCAACAUGUCCCGACACAAAGAGGAUAUUUGAAAGCAAAGAUUACAUCUGGAACAAGGUGACUGUUUUACACAGCUUGUUUCUGUCCACCUGUGAAAAGCGGCAAAGUGUGAAAUCAGUGUGCAUCGGUCAUUAUGUGCUGCCUCCAGCUUCUGUACAGGAUGAGGUGAGAAAAGUGGUUGGCAGGUUGAUUUGGGAACGUGAAGAUGAAGAAACAGCUGCACAGGACCAACAAAAGACUUUAAGCCUGUCAGAAGUUGAACACAGUGAGGAGGAAGUGAGAGGGAGCAUAUGUGAGGCAUCAGACACAGACUCAUCAGAGAGUGAAGCUCUCCUCUGGGAACAUUUGAAAAGCCCAGUUGGUUGUAUGGCCCCAGGGUAUGUCAGCAUUGAGAAUCUUCCGAAAUAUUCCGGUGAUCUGCAUGAUGUGCAUCCUGUGCUUUUCAGAUGUUCAAAAUGUAAAGGUUACCUUUGUUUAGGUCCCAAAUAUCACAAGACACACUAAGAAAGAACAAAACAAAAUACAUAUAAGACUUGAAAAUAGUUACAGGAACAAUGGUUGUUUCAUUUAGUAUUUUUCGUACCUUUGUUUAAUUUAAAUUUGUAACAUUCUGGUUGCCACAUUCUUUGUACUCUGGAUUUUCAAUAAAAGAGUUUAUGCAUAAAAAUGUGUUUAUUUCUU
Girardinichthys multiradiatus is the source of this 1013-nucleotide messenger RNA. RefSeq names its product telomere repeat binding bouquet formation protein 2 (gene terb2). Lineage: Eukaryota; Metazoa; Chordata; Actinopteri; Cyprinodontiformes; Goodeidae. Gene Ontology annotation, cellular component: nuclear inner membrane. The transcript has 7 exons. Gene Ontology annotation, biological process: meiotic attachment of telomere to nuclear envelope; homologous chromosome pairing at meiosis. The coding region runs from base 210 to 836 and encodes 208 amino acids. The record is from RefSeq and is a predicted model, not a curated record.